Molecule: messenger RNA, 951 nt
Organism: Trypanosoma theileri
Lineage: Eukaryota; Euglenozoa; Kinetoplastea; Trypanosomatida; Trypanosomatidae
Exons: 1
Coding region: 1-951 (316 amino acids)
Source: RefSeq, a predicted model, not a curated record
AUGAUUAUUCGACUCAUAGGCGAUAACUGGAUACCAGAAGACAAGGUCCUUGUUAGUGUACGAGAAGACGAUGAAGUAAAAGCUUCACUCCCUAACAUAAUGAAAAAGCUUGCGAUAAAACGGAUGGAAGAAUACAAGCUAUAUCAUGUUAGAGAUGGAAGAAAGUGUGACUAUGAACGACCCAUCCAUCUUAAAUACACAUGGAAACAAUUUGGCUUCUCUACUGGGGGUCUUAUAUAUUUAAGUAAAAAAGAACCUCCUAUUGUAGAAAAGGUUUUGGAGACUGUUAAAAAGAAUGAAACUGUGCAAUACGAACAAGAUCAACAUAAAGACUUCACUCCGGAGUCUGACGCUGUAGGUACUUUUCCCAUAGUAGCUCAAGAUAUUGGAGAAAAUAAGAAUGAUAAUUUAGAUAGCUUUACUCAAUUGCCUCAUGGUUCUUCGUCUAAAGAAAAAAUUCCUUUGAAGUCUUCUUUUCUUCAGGUACCUUUACAUAAUCAAGAAGAUAAUCUUGUAUUACGACCAAAUUCAUCCGAAAAAGAGUUAAAAACGGAUAUACCCAUAUCUAAAUCUAGUAAUGAUUAUAUUUGUAGAGAUGAGGGAAACGACGUUUCUGCGUUGAGACCUGGUAAGUUUUUACUAGAAAGUGAUUCCAAUAUAGAGGGUAAAGAAGUUUUGCCUCUUCCUGUAUCAUUGAAUGUCGAUUAUCGUAGUUUUAAUAAUCCUAAAGUGACAACUUCACCUAUUUUGAAAGAACAUUCUGUGGGAGAAAUUGAUAAUGAUUUCUUUAUGCGUCGAUGUGAACGUACUGCUUAUGUGGUUUCACUGUAUGAGUUUGCACAUCUGGAGUCACAAAGACAGCAUCAACGAGCAGAAAAAUUGCUUAAUGACGUACAGAGACGUCCACCUCAUACGCCACCAGUGACAACUAAACCCUUGUACAGAAUAUGA